Messenger RNA from Theobroma umbraticum, 1988 nucleotides. RefSeq names its product alpha/beta-Hydrolases superfamily protein. Lineage: Eukaryota; Viridiplantae; Streptophyta; Magnoliopsida; Malvales; Malvaceae. Gene Ontology annotation, biological process: lipid metabolic process. The record is from RefSeq and is a predicted model, not a curated record.
AUGACCGUAAUACCCUCUUCGGAACAACCUUCGCCUUGGCUCUGCUAGAGUUUUCGCCGCCAUGGAGCAUGGGCCAAGCGCCACGUGUCAGGUUCUUUAAGAACCACCGUUUAUAUCUGCUACCUCUACCUUUUCUGUUUUCUUAUGUCGUGGGUAAUGGCUAACCAAUUUGCCAAACGCUUCUUACGCAAUCUCUACUAUACCAACAUUUUGAUUAAAAGACAGAAACUUUAUGGUAGAUUUGUGUACGGUAUUCUUAACCGGUGUCAGUCACAAUGGUCAAAAGCAGACGGAAUAAAAGAACUAAACAAAGAGAAAGAGGCAAAAGAUGCGGCUCAAGUUUCUUUGAAGCCUGAAGUUAAUGAGAAAGCAGGUUAUGAUACCAGAUUAUUCAAAUAUAGUUCCGGUGAUGAAGAUUAUAUUGGUGAUACCAAGUGGAAAUUAGAGCUUGCUUGGCUCACAAAGGCUCUUGAGCCAGCUCUUCAAUUGUGUAGGUGGGCUCUGCCAAUAGGAAAUGAUGUAGGAGAUAAAGCCCCACCUAGCACUCGAUCUGUUUCAGAAAUCAUAUCAAGCAUUCAGCGUAGUAAAAUUGGAAUUGAAGGUUGGAGCUUGAGUGAUCUUACCAUAGGCCUAUAUCUUAUUUACCUUCAGCAGGCGUCUUUGAAUCCAUUUGAGGAUGUUAAUGGUGUAAAGAUCACAUCGGAUUCAAUUGUCCAAGAUCUGAUAUACCAUAUUGAAUUAGCAAAAGGAUGUUAUAAGGAUAAUGCUGCCAUCCUUGCAAGGACCAGCAUGCUUAGAGAAUGCAAUGUUUUGAAAUUUGUAAAGAACUCCAGUGUAAUGAGGCCUGGAUAUUAUAUAGGAAUUGAUUCCCGGAAGAAACUUGUAAUAUUUGGAAUCCGUGGAACUCAUACUGUUUAUGACCUUAUAACUGAUAUUGUUUCUUCAAGUGAUGGAGAGGUCACAUUUGAAGGCUAUUCAACUCACUUUGGCACAGCUGAAGCUGCUCGUUGGUUUCUUCACCAUGAAAUAGGAACGAUAAGAAAGUGCUUGGAGAAAUAUGAGGGAUUUAGGUUAAGGCUGGUGGGGCAUUCUCUUGGAGCUGCAACAGCUUCUUUACUAGCAAUAAUGCUACGUAAAAAGUCACAAAAGGAGCUGGGGUUUAGCCCUGACAUUGUCUCUGCUGUUGGAUAUGCAACUCCUCCUUGUGUUUCCAAAGAACUUGCUGAAAAUUGCUCUGAUUUCGUGACAACUAUUGUAAUGCAGGAUGACAUUGUCCCUAGACUGAGUACAUCAUCUCUAGCAAGGCUGAGGAAUGAAAUUCUUCAAACAGACUGGAUGAGUGUGGUGGAGAAAGCAGACUGGAAAAACGUAAUAGAUCUGGUUACAAAUGCAAAACAGGUUGUAUCCUCUGUACAAGAUGUAGCUCGGAAACUUGCUGAUUAUGCAAAUUUCAAAAGCAAGAAAGAAUUUUCUGACAGUCCCAUCGAAAAGGAAUCAACUUUGGUCCCUUUGGCCUCUAAAUCGAAAAGGACAAAUGUUGCUGAACUUCAAAAAGAUGAAGGUGCCCGUGCAGUGCCAGAGGAGUUAUUUGUUCCAGGGACUGUUUACUAUCUGAAGAGGAAUAUAGAUAAUCGUGCUGAAAGCAGCAAUAACAGGGGCGGGGAAUAUUUCAGUCUUUGGAGGAGACAUCCAGGUGAACAUUUCCAGAGGAUAGUGCUCUCAAGCAACUUACUCUCAGACCACAGAUGUGAUAGCCACUAUUACGCUUUACGAGAUGUACUGAAAGGUUUGCCUAUGUCCCAUGAUGGAGGCAUUUAGAUAGGAUCAUGCUAAACGUUUUAACUUUUUUAACGAUCUGUAAAUUGUCAAUAAUCGUAUGUUCAUAUUUAGGCAGUUCCAUGCAUUUUUGCAGAGAAAGGUAUAGUGCAGGGGCAAUUAUACCGUUUGUAAUGUGUUCAUUAUCCAAUUGAUCUUUAGUAUUGGUAAAA